CGGGCCCGAUUCCGCGCGCCAUCGAUCCGCAGGUCGGCGACCCUGCGCUCAGGGUGCGAACCGGGGGCCGCCGACCCUCGCACGCAGCAACAGGACGGCGGCUGAGAGGCCCGGGCCCCGUCCGGCCGACCCGGCGCUGCCGGCAGCGCCGCGGGAGGGCCGAGAAGGAGCGGCGAUCAUCGCGGUAUCGAUAUAUCGAGGCGGCCGAAGGCGCGAGUCGUGCAGCACGGGCCAUCAUGGACGAAGAAUCGGAGUGCUGGUGAGCGAGGCGAGCAGCAAAUCCGACCGAACGAGUUAGUGGGUCCGCAGGUAGCGAGAGACGGAGGGCGUCGGACUGGAGUGCUAGCGUCCAUUGGAGCUUGUCACUCGGAGGAGACUGCAGCGAGGAUGCGGCGGCCGGCAAGAAGAGAAGGAUGAGGCGUGCAGGACGAUGAGGCCUGGUGGCCGCGGGCACGCGCAAUGCCGCCGCUGCCGGACCUGACGUGAGCCCUGCUGCUGAAUGUGCGUCCUGAGAGCAGCGAGCAGCACGCACCCCUGAGCUUUCGCCACCAUGAACCUGCUGAAUAUGGACGCGGAGAACCGCGUGGUACUGAACGUGGGUGGCAUCCGCCACGAGACGUACAAGGCCACCCUCAAGAAGAUCCCGGCCACCCGGUUGUCCAGGCUGACCGAGGCGCUGGCCAAUUAUGACCCCAUCCUCAACGAGUACUUCUUCGAUAGACACCCUGGCGUCUUCGGCCAGGUGCUCAACUACUACAGAACCGGCAAGCUGCACUACCCUACAGACGUGUGCGGCCCUCUCUUCGAGGAGGAGCUCGAGUUCUGGGGCCUCGACGCCAACCAGGUGGAGCCCUGCUGCUGGAUGACCUACACCCAGCAUCGAGACACGCAAGAGACGCUGGCGGUGCUGGACCGACUCGACCUCGACACAGACAAACCCAGUGAGGAGGAGAUGGCGCGAAAGUUUGGUUUCGAAGAGGACUACUUCCGCGGGAACCUUUCCUGGUGGCAACGCAUGAAGCCCAAUAUUUGGUCCCUCUUCGACGAGCCUUAUUCUAGCACAGCAGCCAAGAUUGUUGGGUUGCUGUCUGUGUUCUUCAUCUGCGCGAGCAUCAUCUCGUUCUGCCUGAAGACGCACCCCGACAUGCGGGUGCCUGUGAUCCGCAACUUUACUGUGAGCACGUCGUCCAACACGUCGGCGUGGAUGCUGGACAAGACGCAGACGAACGCGCACAUAGCCUUCUUCUACAUCGAGUGCAUCUGCAACGCGUGGUUCACCUUCGAGAUCGUGAUGCGGUUCGUGUCGACGCCGAGCAAGUGCGUGUUCAUCAAGUCGAGUGUGAACGUGAUCGACUACAUCGCCACGCUCAGCUUCUACGUCGACUUGAUACUGCAGAAGUUCGCCAGCCACCUGGAGAACGCCGACAUCCUCGAGUUCUUCUCCAUCAUCCGAAUUAUGAGACUUUUCAAGCUCACGAGACACAGCUCCGGCCUCAAGAUCCUGAUCCAGACGUUCCGUGCCUCCGCCAAGGAACUCACGCUGCUCGUCUUCUUCCUGGUGCUCGGUAUUGUUAUCUUCGCCAGCCUCGUCUAUUACGCUGAAAGGAUCCAGGCGAAUCCACAUAACGACUUCAACAGCAUACCGCUGGGUCUGUGGUGGGCCCUGGUCACCAUGACCACCGUUGGCUACGGAGACAUGGUGCCGAAAACCUACGUCGGCAUGUUUGUGGGGGCGCUGUGCGCCCUCGCCGGUGUGCUCACCAUCGCCCUUCCCGUGCCUGUUAUCGUCAGCAAUUUCGCCAUGUAUUACUCACACACCCAAGCACGCGCCAAACUGCCGAAGAAGCGAAGGCGAGUACUCCCAUUCGAACAGCCGAGCAGGGGCCCGCGGUUGCCCGGGGCUCCCUCCAUACCGAGCUGCCCCGCCGGGGGCGGCGUGAUGGGCGGGGUCCCGGGGACGGGCGGGGGCCGCGGAAGCGGCGUCAGCGGGAACCAGGGUGGCGGAGUCCUGGGGGGCGGGCCAGGCGGGGUCGGGGGCGUCUGCGGGGUCGGCGGUGACAACGCCGUGCCGCUGAACAGGCGGAUGAACGCGAUUAAGCAAAACCACCCGAAAGAGGCGCUCGGCCACAAAAUUGUCGGGGCCGGUACAACGAGUGCUAACGGCGCGCCGCACCUGCACUCCUGCGUCUCCUCGCAGUCCAGCAGCGGGUGCUCUGCGGCGGCGGCGACCACGGCGACACCAGCCAGCGAGCAACAGCAGCAGAAACAGCAGCAGGCCUCCUCAGGGCUGACAAGCGGCCGCCGCUCCGUCGGCUGUUGACGCCACUUGUUGCCAACUCUCUUUCGUGUAUAUUUUGAUUGUGAUACCGCCCGCCGCGCGCGCGACAGACCAAAAUUAUUGAUUGGUGCUGCGUGGCCAAUAACUGUGUGAGUGGGCCGCGACUUUUCCCGCGUUCAGUGCUACUGACAAAGUGAAUAAUCGCUUUUCUAUGAGAUAUAAAAUUAGUUAUGUAAGCCGUACUCUUUCCUUUUCGUUGGCUGCCACCGCACUUGGUCGAGUGUUCCUUUUUCUGUUGUUGUUGUUGUUGUUGUCUGUUAAUCUGUCACGGCAGCGGAAUCCGAUCAAUUUUCAAUUGUGCACGCGUCCACGCCAGCGGGAAGGCCGGAGCCAUUCCGCAUCGGGAGCGCUUACUUCCCUGGCGCGCGCGUCUGGACGCCCACGGCAAUGACAAAUCACACGCAAUCGCGACCACGUUCAUACAAACUGUAAACACACACGCGGCUGCGCUUACCAAUUGGCAAUACAUACUAUUGUUACCAUGAUGAUGAUGAUGAUGAUUGUAUAUUUUCCUCUCUCAGCGACGUUCCCACUCAUCCGAGAGUGAAAAGAACUGUGCAUAAAUAUGUUUUCUAAACGCAAACUCGCUUUAUACACUCACUCAUAUUGUACACCGAAGACGAGAUAAUAUUAUACAACACACAUUACUACGUAGGGAUACUCUAUUAACUCUGCUAAAAAUUCGCGCAUCGUCGAUUCGUCGAGAGGCAGAAUCCGUUUCUGCCUUCCGAAAGUCCCACAUUACCGCCCUGCUCUUCUCUCCGCAUUAGGCAUGCGGUUACAAUUCUCAUUACGACACAUUCACACACACAAUACUCUCUCGCGAUCGAGAGCCGGUUGUCGGUUUUCAGCUCCAGCCUGCUUCUCUAUAUACGUCGAACAAUUUAGCCACUGUAGACACUCAGAAAUUUUCCCCGGGUCGCGUGUUGAAAUUGAGCGAAGCCGCGGGAAAUCACAGCAGAGGCGAGAGACGCACGCAAAGGGAACAAAGUUUUUACGCACUCGGCAUCAACGUGGCGCGCGCGCGAUGCAAUUUUUUAUCUCUCGUACGGAAUGACGUGUGGUGUGACUUUGACAUUAAACUAAAGUUAGCUGCCAUUAAAUACUCUGCAAAAAACCCAACUCUUUCCCUCUCAUCCGUGUACAGUAGUAAACGUAGCAAAGGAAAUGGGUGCAUAUAUUUCACGUAUAUUCUAAAAGGUUUCUGGGAGACCCUCGCGCAGAUCUUCCGCCGUAUUUUUGGUCUCCGUGUGGGACGCGAUCGAGUUGUUAGAUUUCGCAAAACAAAAAACACACACACACAGUUAAACACAAUAAUAAUAAGUACCAAACUCUAAUAAGUAACGUAUAAAUAACGAUUUAAUGCCAUCUCACAGUGCAUUCAAACUUUGAGAAGUAUGGAGCGAAUUCCCGGAGAGAAAAAGCCGCAUAUCCGAAAAAUGAGAGAAAAAAACAGCGCAUUUCACUUGAACGCAGGGUUGAAAAUAAAUAUACAGUACACGUAAUAAUUUAAAAUCCGCAGAGGUUUGAGGACGAAAGGGUGCCGGCAACCCAAGCAUAAAGUUGUACAUAUAUAUUAUACCGAACUAAAAAAGACGCGAAAUUGUGCUUGUGGAAGGUUUUAAUUACACGGAAAACAAUCAGGCGAUCUCGCAAGCGACCAAUUUGUGUUCGUCGGGGUUGUUGCGCAAAUUUAUCGAAUCUGUUUGUUUAUUAAAGAAAAAGAAUUGCGUCGUCUUUGGGCACAGUAACAUUAAAAUGCACACUUUUAUUUAUACUCUGAAAUGAUUUGAAACAUCAUUUUUGCGCGCAACAACGUAAACACAGUGCGAUUCACAGCACUCUAAUUUCACGCGAUUAUUUAUUGACAGCCCUAACGAAUGUUACACAACAUGGACGUACUUUCUCUACUUUCGGGAUUGCUCUCUAAUUCAUGUGAAUUUCAAUUAUUCAAUCGUGCAUUUAUCGCAGGAGAAACGACGGAGACUCCGUCUAAACGAAAGGAAACUAAAAUUGCAUUAAAUUUGUACGUUUUAUACACACAAGAGGAUGUGUUAUGCUUUAAAAAGAAUUAUAAGGGCAGUGGAAGAUUCUCACGACCAUACACACAAGAUGAGUGAAUGCGGAGAUUAUAUUUUACUUGUUGUGUAAAAAGGACCAAACAUUAGAGAUUAAUCAAUUGACGUUAAUGACAUUUUCCCACUUUUGGACCCAAUCGAAAAUCCUCAUUCGAUUUGUAUGAAUUUUAUCCAUACCUUAUAGAGUUUGCUAUGGCAUCAGUGAAAAAUAAUUCAGUCUAAAAAGAUGUCAAAGAGAUUCCUCAGCUGACGCCACCAAGCGAUAUAAAAUUAAUAUUUAAGAUAUUCCAAUUGAGUCUCAAAAACUUCUCUGAAAUUUCCUAUCCAAUAAAUUAUGAUUACUCGAAAUUAAAAACCUAAAAAUGCGAGCACGUGCAGACGAAUGAAUCAACUGAGUGCAUUUUAUCGACAUCGAGAUUUAAAAACAAAAAAUAAUAUCAUAAAGGUUGCUACACAAUUGAUAUAUUGUUUGAUCGAGGGCGAAGAAAUUGAGCAAGACACACGGUUACAAUUUAGUGGAAAAAUCUCUCGUCCGUGAUUCGCUCUCUCUCACUCACUCUAUCUUCAUAAUUAUACACACGAUUCCCUAAAAACUACUUUCUGAACGCAUCAUUAUAUAUUCUUGCAUAUAUACAUUUGCGCUACCAAAAUGAAAAGAAAAACGAAGGAAAAGAAGUUUUAAGAUAAAAAUAAUGCAUACACCGUAUUAUACAAUAUAUGCAUAUUAUAAUAAAAUCUUGUCUGAUAAUUCUCACGAAAGUCUCUCACGAAUAUAUAAAUCAAUAUAUAUCAAGUAAUGUGUACAUAAUUUGGGUGUUAGAAAAUAUGUAAUUUUGCUACUACUUGAAUCCAUCAUCACCGAAGCUGUGUAACGAUUACAAAAAUAAAACAUGUUACAUUA
Messenger RNA from Cloeon dipterum, 5317 nucleotides. It is a transcript of the gene Shaw, whose product is annotated as Shaker cognate w. Gene Ontology annotation, biological process: protein homooligomerization; potassium ion transmembrane transport. The record is from RefSeq and is a predicted model, not a curated record. Gene Ontology annotation, molecular function: delayed rectifier potassium channel activity; protein binding. Bases 551 to 2320 code for a protein of 589 amino acids. NCBI's taxonomy places the organism in Eukaryota, Metazoa, Arthropoda, Insecta, Ephemeroptera, Baetidae. Gene Ontology annotation, cellular component: neuronal cell body membrane; axon terminus; voltage-gated potassium channel complex. The transcript is spliced from 8 exons.